This is a messenger RNA of Clupea harengus (Atlantic herring), 2260 nucleotides long. RefSeq names its product transmembrane protein 233. Lineage: Eukaryota; Metazoa; Chordata; Actinopteri; Clupeiformes; Clupeidae. The record is from RefSeq and is a predicted model, not a curated record. Gene Ontology annotation, cellular component: membrane.
CAUCUCUCUCACUCUACUCUCUCAGACGGCGCGCUCUCUCUCUUUCUUCCACCUAUCUCCCCUUUCUCUCUCUCUCUCUCUACGCUCUUUUUAAACCAAUCACCUAAUUUCUGCUCUGGGGACUUUUGCGUGAGUCUGUACUGUCGUUAAGAGUGUGUGAGUGUGUGUGUCUGUGUGUGUGUGUGUGUCUGUGGGUCCGUCUGGAGUGAUGGCGCUGGGAAUGCUAAACUCGGAUGUGAAGAGUUCCCUAAACGGGAGCGCAGACCUCGAUCACAGCUGGGAUGCGGAGGGCCCGCCGCCGCCGCCGCUGCAGAGCUACCUCAUGCUCACCAUCUUCACCUGCUUCUGCCCCGCCUAUCCCGUCAACAUCGUGGCCCUGGUGUUCUCCCUCAUGUCGAGGAAAAGCUAUGAGCUGGGCGACUAUGACGGCUCACGGCGGCUCGGCAAGAAGGCGUUACAUGUAGCCUUUGCCUCUGCUGUCAUCGGCAUCCUCAUCAUGGUCGUCUUCUUUGUUGUCCAUUUCACCAAGAUGGAAUUCUAAAGGAACACCAUUCUGGUGGGGUGGAAGUAUUGCUCCCCAACCUGCGCAUCUGUGGGUGAAUGGCCAUGGACAGGAACACAAUCUUUACAGACUGAAUAGAAAGGGCUUGGGAGAACAUCACCGGAAACAAAAUCCCUUUCGUGGUGAAUUGUCUUCCUGCUAAACUUUGGUUUCCAGGGAAGGUUUGACUGUCCUCAGCCUGGCAGGGGCUCUCUUCGGAUGUGGAUCGUACCAUCAGUGGCUGACUAACAGGAGUGCAUACAAUACAUGGAGGGGUCAGGAAGCACACACUUCUGUCAUUCAGGUGACAUCGCAAUGUGAACUUUGUCUGUACAUAUGUAGUUCUACUAUUGUAAAUUUGAAUUUGAACAUUUUAUAUUAGUGGUACAUUAGAACCAUUAGAAUGUUUGUGUUGUACGAUUAGCGGUCUGUUGAAUUCUAUUAAUGAUCUACAAUCAUUUGUUAUUUUGGCUGAAAAUUCAAUUGGUGGGGAGUGAUUUUUGUUUGAUUAUGGUUUUACAGUUUUCACUGGUUUACACGAGCAGUCUUAAAAUUUAAGUUAAACAUUUUCCAUUGUAAUUCAAUGUACAGAUAUGUAUCAGAAGAAGAAAAUACACGCACAGAAUGGGGUCUAAUAAAAAACACUGCAAAAACUAGUAGCUGAGUCUGUGACCCUUUGACCCCUGAGCAUCUCAUGACCUUUGAACUGAAACAGCAAUGAAGAUAGGGAUACACAGGUAAACCUACAGCCUGGAUGGUAGACCUUUAUAAAAAUGUCAGUUUCAGUUUGUUUGCCUAAAGGUAGACUCAGGACAAAAGGGGAGGUAGGAUUAGGGGUAAAUAAACCAUUCUGUUUGAUCCUCUGCAAAGCAGCAAAAAGAAGAUUUAUAUUAUGGAGCAAGGAAAGGGCAUUAUAGAGUCUUUCGCUAAAAACUAACUAACUAACUAACUUGCCUUGCCUUGCAAACACCAACAACAGCACCAUUGACACUGUUAAAGCUAGCUAUCUUGCUAUCUGAUCUGUUUCGGCAAUACCUUUGUGGCCAUAGAGCUGUAAAAGCUGUCGUAAUAUUUUCUUGGGGUUUCCGACAUGGAACACAAAACUACACAAAUAGGUUUGGCAGUUAGUGAGAAUGACAGGUAUGUUUAUCUGUCCUCCACAUGACCAUAUACCAUCAAAAUGAAUUUAAAACUACCUAGCUACCUAAAAAAACCCUAGUGUUGCUUUGAAAAUUACUGCGAAGAGUUAAUUGGGUAGAAAACAUAGAUCCCCCUGAACACAGCUCACCUGUUAACACCUUUUCUCAUUAUAUCUCACCUGAUCUCCCCUCCCCCCCAUUGGUCUCUCCUCACUCUCUACAGCAGUCCUGGGUCAGCUGCAUGUGUUUUUCACCCCCAUGACACACACACACACACCCAAGCAGCAACAGCAUUCCGCCAACUCCAGAGGAUCCUGUGUUUCAAUAUGUAACGUUAGCACUCAUCACUGGCUUAAUAUAGCAACAGAUUUCCCUUCAGUAGGUGUAGGCUAUCAUUGGCUACCUCUCGUUAGCCUCCUAUGUCCUGCAUUCUGGCCUGCUGAGUCAUAUGGCAUGUGGGAACUUUCUCAGCGCUGCCUGAUCCGACAGCAUAUGACUGGAGUCUUUACUUUCAAUCUGGGUUUAGUAAAGGGAUAUGACCACAUUGGUAAAUCAUUAGCAAAACAGCGCUUACUUGUCG